AUGGACGAGCCUCCUGUCGACGGCCAGCGCCAGCGGCGCUCCUCCAUCGAGAAGCAGCCUAUAUUGUCCGACCGGGGCAUGGGCGACUUCGACGAUGACCCUGAGCCGUCCGCUCUCGACAGGCUGCCCGAGGAGAUCAUCCAGCAAAUUCUGGAAGCCGCCGACCCGAGCUCUUUCGCCUCCUUGAUUCUCGUCAAUUCAAAAUGGCGCAGUGCUUCGCAGCAAGGUCGACUUUACGCUCUCCAGCUGAUGAGAUGUCCGUCAUAUUCCGCGAGUCAUAAGAAGCCUCCCAACGGCGCACAGGACAAUCUGCCCGCCUUGAGGACGUUGUUCGCGAGGGAGGUCAAGCGGAACCUCUUCGACGCUUACCUGCGCCCGAAUCACACCAUUGUCAAGAUUGUGUCCAACUCCAUUAGCUCUUCCUCGUGCCCUGGCGGCGAUGGCAUGUCCUUCAGCCCCUCGCCCAAGGGCCACUUCCUGCUUGCUUACAACUCUUCGCGCAUCAACAUCAUUGACCUUCGCGGUCCCACUUUGAAAGUGGAGAGGGAGCUCAAGAUACUCCGCAGACCCGCUGCGACAUGUGUCAAGGAUGACGGCUCUCUUUUGGCGGUGCUCUUGACUGAGAUGCAGGUCGACUUAUACGACCUCACCCAGAGCCCUCCGAAACGUACUCAGUCCAUCAUACUUGACCACAGCCCUCGCACCAUCGCGCUGUCGCCAUGCGGCACUGUCCUGGCUGCCGCCUACGAAGGCGGCAUCGAAGUCCAGUCCCUCGGCUCGGGGGCCCUGCCUACUGAUAGGAGGUCUGUCAAGUGCGACGCUGUGGACGCCCUCGCCUUCUCUUUUGAUGGCACUCAAAUCCUAGGCACCACCGUCCAGUCUGCCCAGCCAAACACAGUCAUUCUGACGGCGCCUUAUUAUGAUCCGGGCAGUCACCUGUCCAGUGACAAUAUCAGUGCUCUGUGGACCACCUCGAUUCUUUUCCCAAAUACCAGCCGUGAUUGCAGCCAUGCCGUGCUUAUACAGGAAUCCGCCCAUGACGAGGCGGCCUACGCCUUUACUUAUGACCGCAGUUUCGAGACUUUCCGCGCUGUGCGCAUCGAUGAUUUACGGAAUGGCACCACCUACUUCACCGGGCCCAUCCCCAACACCCCAUUACAGGCGAAGCUCAUACCGUGCACUCUACCGGCAGCUUCUCUUUGCGGCGACCUGGUGUCUGCAGGUUUCCAGGGAAAAGAGGUCUGGCUGUACGGUGUGCCUGAAGACCUCGAGGCGGUCCCGGAUUCUUCCAGCAACAAUCUAGAUGUUGCCGCCAACCCCGGUGGAGUCCAUCGCCGGGUUAGCGGAGGCUCCAUGCGCUCCAGGCCACAGGAAGCCGGGGAAGCAAGGGUACCACAAUGGCAAUUACUGUGCGACAAGCUCCGCAAUACUUUUGUGGAAGGCUUCAAGGUGACCGAGCUCAGCGGCGUGAGCACUGUGAAGUGGGUGGCUGGAUUCGGGGACUCAUCGCUGAAGGAGCGUCUGGUCAUUGCUGCCAAGGGCGCUGUUCCGGCCAAACCCAUCACGGAUGAAGACGGUAUAGACUUUGAGGAUGGUGGCAGGCUGACGCUGGUCGAUUUCGAUUACGGGAUGGAAGACGGCCGUGUUGCCGAAAUCACCAUCGAGGUGGGGCUAGAAGAGCCGGAGGUUCUCGAGGAGGAGCACCGCGACUUGGCUACAGAGGUGGCCAUCGUCAGAAGAAGGACUGUGGCGCAGAGGCGGGGCCCUCGCAGUGCGAUCAUGAGAGCGGCAACAACGGCCGCGCGACCCACACCCGCCUCGGCGACGGAGGAAGAGGACGAUGAUGACGAUCCCCUUGUGCCUCGUCGGAUUGGCGAAGCACCACCUCGCCCAGCGCAGCCUCCUGCGGCUACCGAAGAGACGGAGACAGCGACGAUCAUGGAGGAACAGGAGGCCUUGGACGCACCUUACUCGCACACGGGCCCUCGCUCCAUUACCACUCUGCGUCGUGCCGCCACCGCGGCUGCCAACCACAGGCGACUCAACCCGACUACCACGGCGGGGACACCGGUUGAAUAUCGACGGGCUGAUGGGCGGGCUGAGCACCCUCACGAGAGUGACGCCGACAACUGGGUACCUCCACCCCCGCCUUAUCAAAAGGAGGACCCCGAGGAAGCACCCGCCUUCUUGCGUCACUCGAUGGUACCGGUGCUAGCCACGACAGAAUCCGAGUCUUCAGAACGGGACCUGCCCCCUGUUCCACCUAUCCCACCAGUCCAUCGAGUGCCAGGGCAAGAAGGCGCUGCAUCAGGCAAUUCACAGCCUCGGCCUUCCAGACGUCACACACUUGCUCCGAAUCGGAUGGAAGGCACGCACCAGCGCACUUCUCAAAACGCUGUUCUGCAGCAACAGCGAUUUUCUAUCACGAACCCGGCCACUCACAUACCCACCAGGCAAGGGCCACAUAUUGAGUCUCCUACCAACUCUUAUGAAGAGGAAGAUAUUUACAAUGUCUCGCCCCCUGAUACCCCACAACCACAGGCCACUCGAUCCUCGAGCACACAGCAGACUGCCAGCCCAGCGACCCCCCAAAGCGUUGCGCGGUCGGGGUCGGAGCCAUCUCCAGGGCUUACAAACCAGCCCUUAAUUAUCAGCACCCCAACGGGCGUGUCGGGCGCAUAUGAUGGCCCUGCUCGCCAGCCCUCAGAACGGCGCACUGAACCCACCAUCUUCGCACCAGUACCCCGCCACCCACGGCCCUCCCGAAACCCAGGCGCGCCGCGACCCACGGCCGAGCAGCUUGAGGGACAGCUCAACCCAUCCUUCGUCACAUCAGCUGUCCCUGCGCCGGGUCUGAACUCGCGGCUGUCUUCUGUGAACCGCCGGUCGUCCCGGGCGGAACGCAGUGCCGCCAAGAACAUCUCGGAUGCAAAGAAAAAGGGUUGGCGGCCCGGCAGGAGCAAGAGCAAGAAAGACAAGGCGAGGAAGGGCAAGAAGAAGGAGCCUGACUUUGACGUGAUGAGCCAGAGCGCGUGGACGGAUGCCACAUGGUCUACGGCUGGGAGGGGCCGGAAUAGGAGGACAUAUAACUUUGGCGGCGCUGCCGAGUCAGAGAAGGACAAGAAAUGUGUGGUCAUGUGA
Diaporthe citri is the source of this 3141-nucleotide messenger RNA. RefSeq lists its product as uncharacterized. Gene Ontology annotation, molecular function: protein binding. The coding region runs from base 1 to 3141 and encodes 1046 amino acids. The transcript is spliced from 3 exons. The record is from RefSeq and is a predicted model, not a curated record. Lineage: Eukaryota; Fungi; Ascomycota; Sordariomycetes; Diaporthales; Diaporthaceae.